GUGUGCUCUGCCUUGCGUGACCGUACACUCGUUCGGGUGGUGAGGUAGCUCCAAACCAAGCUGCUGCCCUGUGUACGGCCCUCAGAAACUUCAAUGGCGCGCAUCAAACUUCAAGAAAGCUCAUCGCGAGUGCAAGAGGUCAUCAUCAAACGUUCUAUUACAGGGAGGGGAAUGAGGGGACGCUUGGUAUCCGUGAAGCGGGACAGAGUUCAUACACCUCCCCGUACUGAAGGGCGCGGAUCGACGCAGUCCUCAAGAACGAGCCACGGAACACAUAUUGCUGAAGAUGCCCCACAUCCGCUUGAGCGUGCUCCAAUUGACAUGCUGGCCCCAAUGAAUAUGCCCGCCCCAAAGGCACAAGCGGAUAUGCUCCGAGAAUGGCUCCCAUAUGAGGCUGAAUACCUCAGGGGCAUCUAUUCCUCCUCGGCGCCGCCGACCCCCAUGGCCGAUGGCUCAUACAAGUGCUUGGAUUGCAACAAGGCCGGAGCUCGGUGGAAGUGCGUGAGCUGUGUCGGCGCACCAAUUCUCUGCAGUUCUUGCUGCUUGGACGAGCAUCGCCGGGACCCGUUUCAUCGAAUUGAGGUCUGGGACGAGAAGGGCUGCUGGACACCUUCCUGGCUACGCAGCGUUGGCACCUGUAUUCAGCUGGGACAUCGGGGUGGCGCGUGUCCGGCUUCAUCUGCGCGCCCGGGGACAGAAGUCCAUGACUGCGAAGAUGAAGACAGUGACGCGGAGGACGAUGAGGAUAGCGCAAACGACGAUGAGGGCGAAGGACAGGAUGCAGCGGCUGCCGAAGAUCCCCUUGCGGCUGCGGACCGUCCGGCUAAGCCUCCGUCUUCUCAAAUGACGAUUGUCGACACAACGGGUGUGCAUUUUCUGCCCAUUAAGUGGUGUGGAUGCCCGUCCGCGCCGGGCUGGAGAUCACAGCUUUUAGCUAGCGGUCUUUUCCCCGCAAGCCAACGGUCUCCACGCUCGUGCUUCACGUUUCGUGUUCUCGACGACUACUUGAUCACCAAUGUGGAAUGCAAUACUAGCGCCAUGAACUAUUAUCGGCGGCUCCGGCGAGUGACGAAUCCAGCAUUUCCUCACGAGGUUCCGGAUCGGUACCGGGAAUUCAUGCGCGUGACACGGGAGUGGGCUCUCUUGCAAGCUAAGAAGACGUUCGGGUAUGGUCCGGAGUCACGCGGAAAGCCCGCUGACGGCGAGCUGGGGCACUUCUGCGUUGCCUGCCCGCAGCCCGGAGUCAAUAUUCCCGAGCAAUGGCAAGACGAGCCAAAACGGUAUCUAUAUGCCCGGAGCUAUGUUAUGGACGGUAAUUUCUCGGCGGAGCAAAUGAAGAUGCGGCGUCCUGAGAACGAUGUGCCCAUCAUGCCCGGGAAGAUGUUUCUUGUCCACGAUGGCCCAUACCAAGAGCAUCUUAAGGUGGCGAAAGACGUCAAAAUGACAUCGACAUGUAAUGACCACAAGGCUGUUUCGCAAGCGAAUGCGGAUCGCCACAAGCUCGCGGUUACCGGCAUUGGCGCAACGGCGUGCUCGCGUCACGGAUGCUUUGUGCCUCAUUCGGUUGUCAACUUUCAGAAGGGUGAACGUCAAAUGAACAUGGACUACUCAUUGUCCAACGCAAUACAGUACCGGGCACACGAGAAGCAGCCGGUCGUCGUGCUAUACGACAUUAUGUGUCAAUACGGUGUCCACCUUCGGAAGCGAUUUGCCGACAAUCCUCAUCUGUCUAUGCCACAAGACCUGACACUCUGGAAGGGUAUAGGUCUGUUCCAUGUCCAUGGUCACCAGGACAGCUGUGAGGUCCGGUACUCGCCCACGUUCAUGGCCGGUGCUGGGAAUGUUGACGGCGAGAUUUUGGAGACGAUGUGGGCAUCUCUCAAUCGGAUUUCAGGGACUACAAGGUCAAUGUCCUCAUCCCAUCGGCAAGAGACGUUAGAUCGGCACAUGAAUGACUGGAACUACAAGAAGAUGAUAACAAUCGUUGCUCUGCUACGGAAGCGCAUACAGGCGAAUCGCCCCCUGUUGUUGAAGAUGCGAAUGGCUUUGGAAGCCCAGGAAUCCGGGGUAAACGCUAAUGUCCUCGGGGAAUGGCGUCGGACAUUAGAAACAGCGCAGCAGAGGAGGUUGAAUGAUGUUGCCGCCAUGGAUAUCUUUAUGCUUCCGGAGCAAAGUGUGCCAUCAAAAGCUAGUCUGCAACUGAGACUGACAACUGAAGAAGGAAACGACGGCAUUCCAAUUGGCACAGCGGAUUGGCUCGCUGACGGCCUCAAGAUCGAGGAAGCACAGAUAAUGCUCCGCCAGGACAUCAAGCGAUGUGGCACAAAUGCGACGAGUGCUGCUAGGAUGAAACUGGCGAAGCGUCGCAAGGGGCUUGCAAAAAGUAUCAGCCAGUUCCAGAGCCGUGCAAACCGCAUUGCUCACGCGCUCAAUUGGGAUGUUGUCCGCGAUGAAACACCGGAAGAUGAAUGGGAGAAUGUGGAUGACGAUGAUGGGUCGUCCCGGGCAACUCCAGUGGGCGAGCGUCAUAAUCCAAUUGCACCGCGGAGACUACGAGGUCCAUUGGCGCAGGACACUCCGGAAAAUGUCGUUCUAAGCCUUCCGUCAAGAGCGUCACCUGAGAUGAUGAUGAAUGACCGGAGCCUACGGCGGUUGGCCCGUCGCGAGCGAACGCUACGCAAAGGGCAAGCCAAUGAUGCUCUACAUCGACUGAGGAUUUUGCUCAGCGAGAAGGCCUUCCAUUUUCGCCACCGCAUCCGUCCUUCCCGUGGAUCACAGCAGCGCAAGACAAGGGCCUAUGCCGGACUAGAGAAGAUUACGAGGGAAAUCCAAAGGUGCAGUGCUGUAUAUCGAGCUGCAAGAGCAGGCCUUGUGCGGCUCAAAAUGAACCGGCAAGAUCAGAAAGUAUACAAACGUCUUAGACCGACGGACCUCAAAGUCAGCACCGCCAUUGCCGAGCCAAAUGCUCGCGGCCAACGACAUGCGACACUGCCCUGGAUCUGGACAGUCAACAUCCAACAGGAUAUGGAUGAUCAUCAGCACAUGCAUUUGGUGCACCGAGUACAUUGGUUCCGCGCUCGGUCACAGCUUGACCGGGCUUUGGAGGAGUCAGCAAUUCUCAAACGGGAGUUACAAUCGACGACAAUGUACUUUCAGCACGAGCGAAGGCGGUGGCUGCGCAUGGCUAGCGACAUCGUUGACGAAGGGUGGCCCGGAUAUGCCGAACACUGUCGGCAAACCGCUGGCAUUUACCAAUUGCUUGCCGGAGAUGCAGAAUUAGCAUAUACGCAGCUGUAUGUUGAGCAGAACCCCCUGGGGUAAUUUAUUGUGUCCAAGGUUUGGGAUGCCAAUUUGUAUCGCC
Rhodofomes roseus is the source of this 3361-nucleotide messenger RNA. RefSeq lists its product as uncharacterized. Lineage: Eukaryota; Fungi; Basidiomycota; Agaricomycetes; Polyporales; Fomitopsidaceae. The record is from RefSeq and is a predicted model, not a curated record. The coding region runs from base 94 to 3321 and encodes 1075 amino acids. The transcript has 9 exons.